AAGCAUUAAAAUUUAACAGUACACGCCCGCUGAACGACGGACGUCCACGCGGUUCUGCGUUUAAAUUUCUAAAACCUUCUUUUCCGAUUCAACACCUACUUUACUCACGCUCCUUUCUCUCUCUAGAUUCUCUCGAUCAAUUUCCUUGCAUAGAAGGAGAUCGGAUAGUAGUCGGUGGAUCGUCAGCACUCCGGUGAUCCUCAUUCAUCUUUGGCUCAGGAUUGAGUUCAAUUAAGGAACAAUAAUGGAAAGUUUGAUAUCGUUGGUGAACAGACUGCAGAGAGCUUGCACUGCACUCGGAGAUAAUGGAGAAGACAACGCUCUGCCUACUCUCUGGGAUGCGCUGCCUUCCAUAGCCGUUGUCGGUGGUCAGAGUUCUGGAAAAUCUUCAGUACUCGAGAGCAUUGUUGGAAAGGACUUUUUGCCUCGUGGAUCUGGCAUUGUUACUCGACGUCCUCUUGUACUACAGCUUCAUCGCAUUGACGAAGGUAGAGAAUAUGCUGAGUUUGGACAUCUUCCGAGAAAAAGGUUCACUGAUUUUGCUGCUGUGCGAAAGGAGAUCGCUGAUGAGACUGAUCGAGAGACAGGACGUAGCAAACAAAUUUCUAGUGUUCCAAUUUAUCUCAGUAUUUAUUCCCCUAAUGUUGUAAAUUUGACCCUGAUCGAUCUUCCUGGACUUACGAAGGUGGCUGUUGAGGGUCAGCCUGAAAGCAUUGUGCAUGAUAUUGAGAACAUGGUCCGGACUUAUAUUGAGAAGCCAAACUGUAUUAUUUUGGCUAUUUCUCCUGCCAAUCAAGAUCUUGCAACAUCAGAUGCUAUCAAGAUUUCUCGUGAAGUAGACCCAAAAGGAGAAAGAACAUUUGGAGUUCUAACGAAGAUUGAUCUUAUGGACAAGGGUACUGAUGCUGUUGAUAUCCUGGAGGGAAAGGCGUAUAAGCUGCAGUUCCCGUGGAUAGGUGUUGUUAAUCGCUCUCAAGCAGACAUCAACAAAAAUGUCGACAUGAUUGCUGCUAGGCGUAGGGAGCGGGAAUAUUUUGCUCAAACCCCAGAGUAUAAACAUCUUGCUCACAGGAUGGGUUCUGAGCAUCUUGGCAAAGUUAUGUCCAAACAUUUGGAGUCCAUUAUCAAAUCUCGAAUUCCGGGACUGCAGUCACUUAUUAACAAAACUAUCAUUGAGCUAGAAUCUGAGUCGAGUCGUCUGGGGAGGCCCGUUGCUACUGAUGCUGGAGGAAAAUUGUACAUGAUUAUGGAAAUCGUUCGCAUCUUUGAUGGAAUAUUCAAAGAACAUCUAGACGGAGUUCGAUCAGGUGGUGAUAAAAUAUAUAACGUCUUCGAUAAUCAACUGCCUGCUGCAUUGAAAAGGUUGCAGUUUGACAAGCAUCUUGCGAUGGAAAAUGUUCGGAAAUUAAUAACUGAAGCAGAUGGAUAUCAGCCUCAUCUUAUAGCACCUGAGCAAGGUUAUCGUCGUCUCAUUGAAACUGCCUUGGUUACUAUUAAAGGUCCUGCUGAGGCGUCUGUUGAUGCGGUUCAUGGAAUAUUGAAGGAACUGGUUCAGAAAUCAAUUAGUGAGACUGUGGAGUUGAAGCAGUAUCCCUCUCUUAGGGUGGAGGUUGGGCAUGCAGCUAUUGAAUCGUUAGAGAGGAUGAGGGAUGAAAGCAAGAAGGCAACUCUACAGCUAGUUGAAAUGGAGUGCAGUUACUUAACUGUAGAUUUCUUCCGCAAGCUUCCUCAAGAUAUGGAUAAGGGAGGAAAUCCAACUCAUUCAUUAUUCGAUAGAUACAAUGACUCGUAUCUCAGACGUAUUGGAUCGACUGUCUUGUCUUACGUCAAUAUGGUUUGUGGAGGUCUGAAGAAUUCCAUUCCAAAGUCUAUCGUUUAUUGUCAAGUUCGCGAGGCAAAACGCAGCUUACUCGACCACUUCUUCGCCGAGUUGGGAAAAAGAGAGGCAAAUCAGUUAGGCAAACUGUUGGACGAGGAUCCAGCUAUUAUGCAGCGACGGGUCUCUCUUGCAAAGAGACUGGAGUUAUACAGAGCUGCUCAAGCUGAGAUCGAUUCAGUGGCAUGGUCAAAAUAGAUGUGGAGAUCUCUUUCGCUCGUUUCUGUUCUUGUUUCUUUAUAGCAACACUUUUGGCUUAGUUAAGAUAGGAGAGCUUUGAUUCUUUUGUGUGACACUGCUUGCGUUCUGUUUAUGGGUUAUAUUCCAAAUUCUUUCUGUGGUUAGCUAUGUAUAAUGUUAUCCUCUGCGCUAUUACUACUUGAAUUCUAAUACACAGUAGACCACUUUUUAUGAAUUUAUACGCCUUAAAGCACA
Molecule: messenger RNA, 2311 nt
Organism: Olea europaea var. sylvestris
Lineage: Eukaryota; Viridiplantae; Streptophyta; Magnoliopsida; Lamiales; Oleaceae
Product: dynamin-related protein 5A-like
Exons: 16
Coding region: 245-2074 (609 amino acids)
Cellular component (GO): microtubule; membrane; cytoplasm
Molecular function (GO): microtubule binding; GTPase activity; GTP binding
Source: RefSeq, a predicted model, not a curated record